GCUUGCCCUGACUGACCUCUUCACUCACUUCCUUGCUAUAUAUGUACCAUCAUGUCCUGCUUGCCACCGUCAUCGCUUCUUCUGCGCGAUUUGAGUCUAUACUUCAGACACAGGUAGGCCUGUUGUUCCCUCACCAGCAGAUACCAUUUAUUUCCUUACCUAUCCUCUCUGCCACUUGCCACUCUAACCUAGGUCGAUCAUCAUAAUGUAUACGAACGUGCUGCUGGCAGCAUUACUUCUGGCAGCACAGUCAGCGUCUGCCGCAGUACAAAAGCGAGCGCUCAGCAGUCAUGGCUGGCAGAAACGAUCGCCUGCUCCUCCGGAUGGACCCAUCAAGCUACACGUUGCCCUGCGACAAGAGGAUGGAGGAGCUGCGAUUGAGCGACGAUUAACACAAGCCUCUGACCCGAACAGUGCGGGCUUCCGACAGCACAUGUCCGCAAGCCAAGCUGUCGAACUUUCACCGCCUACUUCUGGUUGCGUUCAAAGUGUUGAGGGGUGGCUGAGAGAGCAUGGCCUACUGGAGAAGGCUUCUUCAUCCGCUGGUAUCUUCGAGAUUGAUACCACAAUCCGGCUGGCCGAAGAACUGCUCAAUACGACAUACUAUACCUUCUCGGACGGUGUGCAGAUGAUUAACCGCGCUGAAGUGUACCAUCUUCCAGAAGCUGUGGCGAGCAGCGUGGACUUUGUCACGCCGACGACAACCUUUCCUCGUGCUGCGAGUGCACAGAAUGUUCUGGCAAUGUUAACCAAGCGCUCCGCACCACUCUCCCAGAGACAAACGACAGGCAGCAAAGACUGCAAUGGUCCCGACGACUUGGCCACUCCCACAUGUAUCCGGAAGAUCUAUGAUAUCACAUUUGAAGGCCUCAACUACACUUCUCAACCGAAUCGCACAACCUUCGCAGUCUACGCUACAGAGGGCGCGUCGUUCAACCCUGCAGAUCUUCAGAAGUAUCUGGAAGAGUACAAUCCAUCUGCAGCGCAAGCCAGUCCGAGUUAUCAGGUCAUCGGGCCAGGAGACUCCAGAAGUCCAGGUGGAAUUGCUCCCAAGUUCGAGACGUCUCUGACCACACAAUCUUUCCUUGGCCUAGCAGCUCCCGAAGUGGAAUCUGCAGUCCUAUACAACUACGGAGGAGUCUUUGGGCCGGAGAAAGGCGCAACUUACGACAACUUCGUCACGUUCCUCCAACAGCUCAUUUCCAAUACCACAGUACCAAGCGUCGUCAGCGUCUCCGAAUCUGCGCCCGAAAAUCUGUUCGAUCCCGAUUACGCACGAAGACUAUGCAACAUGAUGGCACAAGCAGGAGCGCGAGGCGUGAGCCUUUUGUUCUCCGCUGGAAACAACGGGCCCAAUGGGGAUUCCGCUGGAGGCAAACACAAGACCAUUUUCGAACCCAAAUUCCCUGCAAGCUGUCCGUGGAUCACCGCCGUCGGAGGCACGACAAACGUCGCUGACGAACAAGCUGCUACCAAGGAUACCAUCCCUCUAACAUCCCGCCUGGGCUUCACAAGCACUGGCGGUGGAUUCUCGAAUGUAUUUCCUCGACCAGAGUAUCAAACUGGGCAAGUGCAGAGCUACAUGGAUCAACACAUCCCCGCCAACUACCAAACCACAUCUGGAUUCAACGCUUCCGGUCGAGGCUAUCCCGACAUUGCAGCCUUCAGCACGCAAUUCCCGACUUUCGUCGAUGGCUUCCAAUUACCCAUUGGCGGCACCUCCGCCGCAACACCCACUUGGGCCGCUGUCAUCGCUCUCCUCAACGACUACGAAGCCUUCCACAACAGACCCCAUCUCGGAUUUCUAAACCCGUGGCUCUACAGCUUAAACGGCACCGGGCUGAAAGAUAUUGUGAAAGGGGGAAAUAACGUCGGAGACUGUUUACUCUCGCAAGGAUGUUCACUCGGCCAAGCGUUAGGAUACGAUGUCACCCCCGGAUGGGAUCCUGCUACUGGUUUGGGAAGUCCGAUGUUUCGAAAUUUGGUGAAGGCUUUGGAUGCGGGUUAUGUGUCGUGAGUUUCUGUUCUGUUUUGUUCUUCAUCUCGCACUGCGUGCGGCAUCUCUUGUGGUCAGAGCUACUGACAAGGGAGUAAUGUAUACAUAUAUAGAUCAGACAAAGGCUUCGAAGACGUCGUCAGCAGCAGCAGCAACAGCAGCAACAGCAGCAGUAGUAAUGCGACAGACUCUCCAACGAGUAGUGGAAACCCACCUAUGGCGACGACGGGCGGCGCUGCCGGGAGAUUCCGGGAGAGUGGAAUGUUGUUGUCAUUGAUGAUGGCGUUGUUGUUGGGGGUGGGGAUGCAUAUUUGAUAUUCACUCUAUGUGACAGCUGUAGAUUUGAGGAACGACUAUUAUGAAUAUGAAUAAACAAACAAC
This is a messenger RNA of Sphaerulina musiva SO2202, 2377 nucleotides long. RefSeq names its product subtilisin-like protein. The coding region runs from base 206 to 2017 and encodes 603 amino acids. Gene Ontology annotation, molecular function: tripeptidyl-peptidase activity; serine-type endopeptidase activity. The transcript has a single exon. The record is from RefSeq and is a predicted model, not a curated record. Gene Ontology annotation, biological process: proteolysis. Lineage: Eukaryota; Fungi; Ascomycota; Dothideomycetes; Mycosphaerellales; Mycosphaerellaceae.